CCGACGCGUCUGGGAACCAAAAACCCGCGGAGCUCUCCGACUUCAACACCGGACCACAUCACUCUCCCUUUUUCUCUCAGGUCGGAGGUCCACGACUGAGACUUUAACCUGGUUUCUAUUUUUUAUUCUUAAACCAACAAAGGAAAUUCCACUGUCUCCUCUUUAGCUUCAUUCAUGUGCUGCUGAGCCAGAAGAAGCUGAAGAUGAAGAGCAGGCUUUCUCUGGCCGCGGCUGCCCUCCUGGCACUGCUGCUGCUGUGCUUCACUCAGGCCCAGAGUCAAGUCGCCCCUCCGUCAGAUUUGAGGUUUAAGAUUUUAAAUGAGAACACGGUGCAAAUGAUCUGGCGUGGACCACAGACGAGGAUACAGGGCUACAGGAUACAAGUGACCUCAUCCACAGAAGAACCAACAAAAGAAUUUACUCUGACUGCAUCUGCAACUAAGACCACCAUCUCAGACCUGAUUCCAGAUGUGGAUUAUGUAGUAACAAUAUCUGCAUACACUGGAUCAGAGGAGAGUCUACCCAUCUCCGGCCAGAUCACAAUCGAGUCCAGUGGCAGCUCAAGAGGAACUCCCAGGAAACCAGACGCUUCAGACUCAGUCAAAUGCUCCUUCAGUGCCAUCGCCGAUGUCGUCUUUUUGGUGGACGGCUCCUGGAGUGUGGGCAGGCCCAACUUCAAAUACAUCCGCAACUUUAUCUCAGCCACAGCCGGCGCCUUUCAGAUCGGAGAGGACAAAACGCGGGUGGGCGUGGUCCAGUACAGCAGCGAUGCCCGGACCGAGUUCAACCUGAACAGACACCUGACCCGACCGGCGCUGCUCCGAGCCAUCGGCUCUCUGCCGUUCAAGGGAGGAGAAACAAAGACAGGCGACGCCCUCAACUACCUCUUGACAAACACGUUCACAGAGGAGGCCGGCAGCAGGAGCGCUUUCCCCAAAGUGCUGGUGAUCAUCACGGAUGGCAAAUCUGAGGACCCAGUGGAGAGUUACGCCAAGCAGCUCAGGAGCAGGGGGGUGGAGAUCUUUGUCCUCGGCAUACAACAGGCUGAUCCAGAGGAGAUGAAGCUAAUGGCCUCCACUCCUUACAGGAGACACGUCUUUAAUGUCGCCAACUUUGACAUGAUGAAGAAUGUGCAGAAAGACAUCAUUGUUCAGGUGUGCGCUGGUGUUGACGACCAACUCAACUCACUGGUCAGCGGAGAAGAAGUUGUUGAGCCCGCCUCGAACCUCCAAGUCCUUGAGGUGGCCUCAAAGUCCAUACGAGUGACAUGGGAAGCCUCCAUCGGAGAAGUCUCUGGAUACAAGGUGCAGAUGAUCCCCAUGAUGACCGGCAGCAAGCGGCAGGAGCUUUACGUGGGCCCAGGUCAGACCUCGGUGGUGGUCAGAGACCUUUCUCCUGACACAGAGUACCAGAUCAGUCUGUACGCUCUGAAGGGCCUGACGCCAAGCGAUCCUGUCAUGGUCAUGCAGAAGACACAGCCGGUUAAAGUAUCAGUGGAAUGUUCUCUUGGUGUGGACGUUCAAGCUGAAGUCGUCCUCCUGGUAGACGGAUCCUAUAGCAUCGGUCUGGCUAACUUUGCUAAAGUCAGAGCUUUCCUGGAGGUGCUGGUGAACUCCUUUGACAUUGGGCCAAAUAAGGUCCAGAUAAGUUUGGUCCAGUACAGCAGGGAUCCCCACACUGAGUUCUACCUAAACACCCAUCAUGACCUACCCGCUGUGGUGAAGGCUGUGAGGACUUUCCCGUACCGCGGAGGCUCCACCAACACCGGCAGGGCCAUGACCUACGUGAGGGAUAAGAUCUUUCUGGAUGUUAGAGGAGCGCGCCCCAAUGUCCCCCGUGUCACCAUCCUCAUCACUGACGGGAAGUCAUCGGAUGCCUUCCAGGAUCCAGCCACUAAACUGAGGAACUCUGAUGUGGAGAUCUUUGCUGUGGGUGUAAAGGACGCUGUUCGUUCUGAGCUGGAGGCCAUUGCUAACACACCUGUGGAGACCCAUGUGUACACCGUAGAGGACUUUGAUGCCUUUGAGAAAAUUUCCAAAGAACUCACACAGUCCAUCUGCCUGAGGAUCGAGCAAGAACUUCGCAAAAGAAGAUUUCUCCCACCAAGGGCGCUGUCCUUCUCAGAGGUUGGCCCAAGAAGCUUCAGGACUUCCUGGGAGAUGGAUGCCAGCUCAGUCGAGUCCUUUUUGGUUCAGUUCAGGCCAGCAGCUGAAACCAAUGGUCAUUACGUGUCCAUGUCUGUGCCCGGGGACACGCUCACCGCCCUCCUCCCCAACCUCACCCCAAUCACACGCUAUGAAGUCAAUGUUUAUGCACAGUAUGACAAAGGGGACAGCUCGCCUGUGACCGGCUAUGAAACUACUUUAGAAGAGCUCGGCUCCGUGCAGGACCUGAAAGUGUCAGAAGAGACCACAGAGAGCUUCAGGGUGUCAUGGCAGCCAGCUCCUGGAGCCGUGACUCGCUACAGGUUGACAUACGAACCCGUCGGGGACGAGAGGACGAGGGUGGAGACGGCUACUGUGGGAGCAGAGACGACCAUCGUGCUUCUGGGGCUCCUGCCUAAAACCACCUACAGGGUCACCGUCAGCCCUGAAUACAGUUCUGGAUCUGGAGUGCCUCAGCAGAUUGAUGGCACCACCAAAGAAGUCCGCGGUUCCCCACGUGACCUGAGGGUUUUCGACGAGACCACGUCCUCCAUGAAGGUCUCCUGGGAGGCGGCGCCGGGGAAUGUGCUGCAGUACCGCGUGGCGUACAGACCGAGCGCCGGUGGCACCAAGAAGGAACUGUCCGUCAAGGGCGACAACACGGCCAGCGUCCUGAAGAACCUGCAGCCGGGCACCCAGUACGACAUCUUCCUCAGCGCACGAUACCAGUCCGGCCUGGGCGACGCCUUGGAAGGACAAGGCACCACGCUAGAAGAGGGAGGUCCCCCCACAAACCUGGUCACCAACGACGUGACCGACACCAGCUUUGUGGCGUCCUGGACGGCAGCGCCGGGGAAUGUCAAGAUGUACCGGGUCCGAUGGAAGUCUCUGUUCUCUGAGGAGGCUGGAGAGAAAACGGUGGCGGGAGACGUGACCAACACCGUGCUGGACGGUCUGACUCCUGAGACCCUCUACCAAGUGUCUGUGGUCGCCGCCUACGGUCACAAAGACAGCGAGCCGCUCGCGGGACAGGAAACUACUGACGCCUCUGCUGCUGGUAAAAAAUUGACCGUGUCGGACGAGACUGAGCGAACCAUGAAGGUCACAUGGAUGCCGGCACCAGGCAAGGUGGUGAACUACCGGCUGAAGUAUGCUCCCAUUGGUGGGGGGAAAGAGGUGAUCCUCAGGAUCCCUGGGACAUCCACUUCCACCGUCAUGAAGCGCCUGCAGCCAAUGACGACCUACGACAUCAUCGUUCACCCCAUCUACAAGCGCGGGGAAGGAAAAGCAAGGCAAGGAGUAGGAACGACACUGUCGCCAUACAAGGCUCCCAGAAACCUCCAGACCUCAGAGCCAACCAAGACCAGUUUCAGAGUCACCUGGGAUCCAGCGCCUGGAGAUGUUAGGGGCUACAAAGUUACCUUUCACCCCAGUGGAAAUGAUGUGGACCUGGGUGAACUCCUGGUCGGUCCUUACGAUAACACCAUCGUUCUAGAGGAACUCAGGGCAGGAACAAAGUACACAGUUUCUGUGUUUGGGAUGUUUGAGGGGGGAGAGAGCAUGCCCCUGGCUGGAGAGGAGAAUACGACCCUCAUGGACAGUCCUGAUCCGCCUCCUGUCGAUCUCUCUGAGACUCAGUGUAAGACCAAGGCCAAGGCCGACAUUGUGCUGCUGGUCGACGGCUCCUGGAGUAUCGGCCGCAUCAACUUCAAGACCAUCCGCAACUUCAUCGCCAGUAUGGUCAGCGUGUUCGACAUCAGCCCUGACACAGUUCAGAUUGGUCUUGCUCAGUACAGCGGAGACCCAAGGACUGAGUGGCACCUGAACACCCACCCAACCAAAGAGUCCCUGAUGAAAGCAAUCGAAAACCUGCCGUACAAGGGAGGCAACACCAUGACAGGAUUGGCUCUGAACUUCAUCCUGCAGAACAACUUCAGGCCUAACGGAGGGAUGCGAGAGGACGCCCGGAAAAUAGGCGUCCUCAUCACUGACGGAAAGUCCCAGGACGAAAUCAUCAUGAAGUCACAGAGCCUGAGGGAGAGCGGUAUUGAGCUCUACGCCAUCGGCGUGAAGAAUGCUGACGAGAACGAGUUGAGGUCCAUCGCCACCGACCCCGACGAGAUUCACAUGUACAACGUCAACGACUUCCAGUUCCUGCUGACCAUCGUCGACGACCUCACCAAUAACCUGUGCAACAGUGUCAAGGGUCCAGGAGGUGAAGAAGUGGAGGUACCCGAGGCACCCACCAACCUGGUGACCUCAGAGGUUACCCACCGCUCCUUCCGUGCCACCUGGACGCCACCCGGCCGCACCGUCGACAUGUAUAAAGUCACUUAUACGGCUGUGGAUGGAGGAGCCACCCAGGAGCUGCUGGUCGACGGCUCAGUGACAACCACAGUCCUGGAAGGCCUGACCCCUCUGACCGAGUAUGUGGUCAAUGUUUACUCUGUGUAUGACGAGUUGAUCAGCGAGCCACUGAAGGGCACCGAGACCACCUUGCCCCUGUCUGCAGCGAAGAACAUGAAUGUUUACGACGAGACCUCCACCACCAUGAAGGUGAGAUGGGGGGAGGCUGAAGGUGCCGCAGGCUACAUGCUUCUGUACAGAUCCAUCAACGCCUCCGAGCCACAGCUGGAGAUGGAGGUUCGUGUUAGUGGUGAGGUGACAAACGUCAUGCUGGAGAAGCUGACACCCAACACAGCCUACGCCAUCAAACUGUUCGCCCUGCACGGAGAGACUCCCAGCGAGCCUCUGGAUGGAACCGGAGUCACCUUGCCCAGGCCUCCCGCUGGAGUCCUGAGAAUCUCGGAUGUGACUCACAGCACCAUGAGGCUCAACUGGGACGCUGCUCCUGGAGCGGUCCGCAAGUACAUCAUCAACUAUAAACCAGAAGAAGGAGACCUGAAGGAGGCUGAAGUGGACGGUGGCACCACCACCCUGGAUCUUUCCAGCCUGAUCUCCCAGACUGAGUACGAUGUGGCAGUCACCCCGGUCUAUGACGAGGGACCUGGCACUGUGAUGCUCGGAAGCGCCAUCACAGAUGUUGUUCCUGCUCCGAAGAACCUGCAGUUCUCUGAGGUGACGCAGAGCUCGUUCAGGGCCACAUGGGAACACGGAGCCCCGGAUGUGGCCCUCUAUCGGGUCGGCUGGACCAAGAAGGGGGAAACCAACUUCCAGUUUGCCAUCCUGAAUAGCGAUGAGACCUCCCACGUUCUGCCAAACUUGGACCCAGACACUGAGUACGGGGUCACCGUCACAGCCAUCUACCCUGACGAGUCAGAGAGUGAGGACCUGAUGGGAAGCGAGCGUACAUUGUUGACCUCUGCAGAGGUGCUUCCCGAGCCUCCUCGUAACUUGAGGGUUUUCAACGCCACCAUCUCCUCGCUGACAGUGAAAUGGGACGCAGCCCCCGGCCCUGUCCAGAACUACCAGAUCACUUACAAAUCCCUGGUUGGAGGCGAGCCUCUCAGGGCUCAGGUGGGAGGGAAGAAGACCAGCCACAUCCUGCAGAAGCUGGACCCUGACACUCAGUACUCCGUCAGCGUGGCCGCCAUGUACCCGACAGGCUUCAGCAAAGACAUCUCUGGAGAAGGACAAACCAAGCCUCUGGGUGGCGUCAGGAACCUGCAGGUGCUGAACCCCACCAUGACCACCCUGAACGUGCGCUGGGAGCCGGCUGAGGGCCGAGUGAAGGAGUACAAGGUCCUCUACGCUCCUGCUGCUGGAGGAGCUGAAAGCAUGGAAACGGUGACCGCAGGAACAACCAACACCAUGCUGCGAGGCCUGCAGCCCGACACCCUCUACACCGUGUCUCUGGUGCCCGUUUACGCUGCAGGAGACGGAAAGACCAUGUCUGAAAAUGGAAGGACAAGGCCGCUGGGAGGAGUGAAGAACCUGGUGGUGACGGACCCCACCAUGACUUCUCUGGCUGUGAACUGGGAACCUGCUGAUGGAGCCGUUCGCCUGUACAAGGUGUUCUAUGUACCUGUGACCGGCGGCCUGGAGGAGAUGGAACAAGUCCCCACUGGCACCACCUCCAUCAUCCUCAGGAACUUAAUGCCCGACACGCCGUAUACUGUGUCGGUGUUACCAGUCUACCCAGCAAGGGAGGGAAAACGCCAGUCAGAGAACGGGAAGACAUUGCCUCUGGCAGGAAUUGGCAACAUGAAGGUGACCAAACCAACCAUCACCACUCUCACCGUCACCUGGAAUCCAGCUGAUGGGAAUGUUCAGGGCUACAAAGUCAUCUACGUCCCUACCGAUGGAGGGAUGGAGAUUGUGGAGCAAGUGUCAGAGAGCACCACCACAACCGUCCUGGAGAAGCUACUACCAAACACCCGCUACACCGUCACUGUGGUCCCCGUGUACGCUGAGGGAGACGGACCCAGUCUCACCGACAAUGGGAAGACAAGGCCGCUGGGCUUUGUGAAGAACCUGCAGGUGACCGAUCCCACCACCAGCACCCUGAACGUCCGCUGGGAGCCCGCCGAGGGUAAUGUGCGCGAGUACAUCGUGAUCUGGGUGCCCGCUGCUGGAGGAGAACAGGAAGUGGACCAGGUGUCCGGGACCACCACCUCCACCGUCCUGAAGAACCUGGAGCCGAACACCGAGUACACCGUUAGCCUCGUGCCCGUCUACCACGAGAUGGAGGGCAAAUCUCAGUCUGCAAACGGGAAGACGAAUCCGUUCGGUGGCGUGAAGAACCUGCAGGUUGUCGACCCGACCAUCAGCACCCUGACAGCCCGCUGGGAUCCAGCCGUGGGAAAUGUUCGCAGCUACAAGGUCUUCUACGCAGCUGAACCAGGAGGCGAAGAGCGGAUGGAGGAGGUUUCAGGAGGCACCACCAGCACCAUCCUCAGGAACCUGGAGACGGACACCGUCUACAAUGUGGCUGUUGUUCCGGUUUACCCAGACGUGCAGGGCAUUCGACAGGCAGAGAAGGGAAAGACAAAGCCUCUGGGUGGAGUGAAGAAUCUGCAGGUGAGCGACCCCACCACCAACUCCCUCAGGGUUCGCUGGGAGCCGGCCGAGGGCGACGUCAGGCAGUACCAGAUCAUCUACGUUCCCACAGGCGGAGGAGCUGAGAGCGUGACUCAGGUUUCAGGAAUGUCCACCAACACGGUGCUGAGAGAACUGAAGCCGGACACCGAGUACUCGGUGACGCUGGUGCCCAUCUACGCCGACGUGGAGGGAAAACGCUCGACUGAGAACGGAAAGACAAAGGCGCUCGGAGGAGUGAAGAACCUGCAGGUCACUGAACCCACCACCAGCUCCCUGAAGGUGCGCUGGGAGCCGGCGGAGGGCAACGUCCGCCAGUAUCGCAUCUUCUACGUCCCCGCAGCGGGAGGAGCCGAGGACAUGGAGCAGGUGUCCGGCGGCACCACCAACACCGUCCUGAGGAGCCUGCUGUCAGACACUCCCUACACCGUCACCGUGGUUCCAGUGUACCCCGAGGGAGAAGGUCAGCGCCAGGCCGACAAAGGAAAGACACUCCCACGCACGCCACCCAAGAACAUCCAGGUGUACAACCCCACCCCCAACAGCCUGAACGUUCGCUGGGAGCCCGCCUCAGGCCAGGUUCAGCAGUACCGGGUGGCUUACUCCUCCCUGACUGGAGCCAGACCCAGCGGGACGGUCAUGGUUCCGGGAACUAUUACCAACGCCUUCCUGGACAACCUGAUCCCAGACACCCCCUACUCGGUCUCUGUGAAGGCUCUGUACGCCGAUGGGGAGGGGUCGCCAAUCAAAAGCAACGGCAAAACACUGCCCCGUGGCGGUCCCAGGAACAUGCGUGUGUUUGACGCCACCACCAGCACCCUCACCCUCGGCUGGGACCACGCAGAGGGUCCUGUGAGGCAGUACAAGAUCGCCUACGCCCCGCUGACCGGAGACCCCAUCACUGAGUUUGCCACGGUUCCAGGAAACAGAAACAACGCCCGGCUGCAGAAUCUGCUCCCUGACACGCCGUACAACAUCACCGUGGAGGCCGUGUACGCCGAGGGCCCCGGAGGGUCUCUCAACGGAAACGGACGUACAGUCGGCCUGUUGAGUCCCAGAAACCUUCGAGUCUCAGACGAGUGGUACACCCGCUUCAGAGUGGCCUGGGACGCCGUGCCGGCUCCCGUCCAGGGGUACAGACUGAUCUACUCUCCUGCAGGCUCUCAACAACCCCCCGUAGAUUUCUUUGUGGGCGACGUGACCUCUUACACUCUGCACAACCUGCUGCCUGGAACCACCUACGACCUUAAAGUGGUCGCUCAGUACACCGGAGGCAUGAGCGGACAGCUGCCUGGACAGGGAACAACACUCUACCUGAACGUCACCAACAUCGAGACCUACGACGUCGGCCACGACAAGUUCUGCAUCAAAUGGAAUCCUCACAGGGCGGCGACAUCCUACCGCAUCAAACUCAACCCCGCGGACCCCUCCAGUAAAGGAGCUCAUGAGAUCACCAUCGGCGCCGGUCUUCCUCAGCACUGCUUUGACGGACUCUCGCCUGACGCCCUCUACACCGCCACCGUCUUCGUUCAGACGCCCAACCUGGAAGGUCCUGGAGUCAGCGCCAAGGAGAGAACAUUGGUGAAGCCAACGCCAGUUCCAACGCUCCCGCCAACACCGGCCCCUCCUCCCACCAUCCCCCCUCCAUGGGCAGUUUGCAAAGGAGCCAAAGCAGACUUGGUGUUCCUCAUCGACGGCUCGUGGAGCAUCGGCGAGGAGAGCUUCACCAAAGUCGUCAACUUCGUCUCCGGUAUGAUCGGCGCCUUCGACGUGGUCGGACCCUCAGGGAUGCAG
This is a messenger RNA of Labrus bergylta (ballan wrasse), 8936 nucleotides long. NCBI's taxonomy places the organism in Eukaryota, Metazoa, Chordata, Actinopteri, Labriformes, Labridae. The record is from RefSeq and is a predicted model, not a curated record.